AUGCACUCUAUCCAAGACUCUCAUACCAUACCCGGAACAGCAGAACAGCAAGUCCAGGUUGACAACAGCUCAGAGCCCAAGUGUAACGAACAGUACACAGGGCCACGGGACUCCCGCGCAUCACGGAGAGAGGUGGCAGGCCACGAGUGCAGAGACGAAGGAAGAUCGGUGAUCCUGUUAGAAGCAAAGAGAAUCCGCCAUCCGAAAGAAAGAAACGCCAAAAAUGCCAAAAAUGCCACUCUCGAAGGCUGCAGCGCUGGUGUGACACGCCUUCCCGCACCGACGGCACGAGGCGUCUUCGCGAUCCGUUCGAUGGUGACGCUGACUCUGCUUACCGAAGCUUUGACGCGGGGGGUAGACAGCCAUCAUGUCGUGGACGGUCAAACGGCCAAUAUCACUUCGCAGGGAAUUAAUUGUAUUGAGCCUACCUGGCUUGGGAGAGGAGGCUUGAUAUACUCUCCAGCAAUCUGA
Messenger RNA from Drepanopeziza brunnea f. sp. 'multigermtubi' MB_m1, 471 nucleotides. NCBI's taxonomy places the organism in Eukaryota, Fungi, Ascomycota, Leotiomycetes, Helotiales, Drepanopezizaceae. The record is from RefSeq and is a predicted model, not a curated record.